Messenger RNA from Aspergillus uvarum CBS 121591, 1209 nucleotides. RefSeq lists its product as uncharacterized. The coding region runs from base 1 to 1209 and encodes 402 amino acids. The record is from RefSeq and is a predicted model, not a curated record. Lineage: Eukaryota; Fungi; Ascomycota; Eurotiomycetes; Eurotiales; Aspergillaceae. The transcript has 2 exons.
AUGUCCACCAGUGGUGUCAAUCUAUGCAUCAAGGCCAUCCGAGACCUAUGGACCCGGAAGAGCGUGAAUAUCUCUAUAGACUUGGUCGGUGAACAGGGAAACACAAUCAAUACCUACACAACCUCAGACCACAUCAGUGGAACCGCAGCCAUUACAGUCGAGCACGAUGUGGACUUUGACCAUCUUAAUAUCACAUUUGAGGGUAUCUAUCGGGUGUACAACGAGCGAACCGGCCCUCCGCAUACCGAUCGACGAAUCGGUGCUUCCAGGACAUUCCUCAAAUUGCAAUAUCCUCUUCCCACCACCGUCUAUCCCUCGCCGCGGCAGUUCAAUAAGGGUGAAACUUAUACCUUUCCCUUCAGCUUUGUUGUUCCGGACUGCAUAGAACCUCCUGUUUGCACAUCGAAGCUCGAUGAGGCCCAUACACAGCUUCCACCGACCCUUACAGGCAGCAGCAGUGAUGAUUUCACUCCGUCUAUAUGCGAAGUCAUAUAUGCAAUUCAGGUCCGGAUAGUGCAGGGAUCCAGGAAGAAAGCACUAGCAGCCCAUUCGAAGCAAGUGAGGGUGGUCCCGGCCGAUAGUCUGACACAUUCAGGCCUAGGUGGAAAAGCGAAUGUGGAGGGCCAACAGAUCGAUCCGCAGAUACUCGAGCAAGCAAUUGGUCAGGUCACCUUAAUUGCGUCUCAGCCACCGCCUAUUCGGCCUUUUGCGCCAGAGUACGUGGUUUCGAAGGAUAUUUGCUCAAUUGCGGUGCGAGUCCGAUUCAAUUCCAUUGGUCGCGUACCUCCACCACGUCUGAAGACUCUUUGUACUAAGCUUGAGGUGUCAACCCCAUACACUUGCAAUCCUGAACUUCAGGUGAGCUGUCCUCCCACAGCUGGCACUGAUCAUUUUGUCAAGUCCAUAUCAUUGUCCUCUGUCUGUAUGAGGUCGGUGCAAUGGCAAUGGGCCAGGCGAAGUCAGAAAGAUAAUCUCGCCAAUGAUAAUUCCCGGCACCUUGACUGUGCCGAUGAGUGUUACGAGGCCUCGCUUGUCGUUCCGAUCACCCUUCCUAGGGACAAAGUUCUUGUCCCUUCGUUUGCUUCUUGUCUUAUCAGCCGGGCUUAUACCCUCAAACUAUCGGUCUCCUAUUCCUCCUGGGGUGCAUCGCCAUUCUGUUCAUCCGUUCGGCUCGACAUUCCAUUGAAGGUGAUCCCAAUUGAGGGUUAG